CAUUAUUUAUUGAUUUGCAAAACUUGACGUUUAAGUUUAAUGUUAUUGCAACUCGCGGAAAACCCUAUCUGCGCAAGUUCUCAUGCGCAAUGAAGACUUGGUCCGUGUCUCCUGGUCGAUUGCGGUGUUCCAUUUAGUUUUUCAGCUGACUACGCUUCCCACAGCCGCCUACCAGACGUCUCGCGCGUGUCAUGUCUGUUUGUGUCGCGGCGUAGUAAGACUAGAGUGCUUGUGUCCGUGUAGUUGACUAGCUAGUGCCAGUGAAAAUGUUUUCAGGGCUCACAAAUCAGGUUUCGUCGUGGAUGGGAGCAGCCAAGGGCGAGCCCCAAGAUGAAGAGGUGCCCACCCCAACCAAGGACGCCACUGGAGAGCAGGCGGAAGGCGAAAAACAAAGUCCCACCAAGGGAGCCAGCAAGUUGGACCUGAUCACCAACGUGAAGUCACAGAUGACUGGCUGGCUGGGAUCCGGGAUACCCAUUCCUGGUUUAAGAAAAAAUGAAGCCGCGCCCACAGAGGCUGCGGAGGUAGCUCCAGAACCAGCUGAGGCAGUGGAAGCCAAGCCUGAGGGGAAGGAUGAUGAUGAUAACUCCAGGUAUAAUAGCGCUACCGGUGGAGCGGACAGCAGACCAGCGUCGACUGGCGGUACUCCAACUGAGGAACAACCAGGUGGAGUUGGCAAUGUUUCAGGUGCAGGAAAUAAAAAGUUGUUCUCAGUUGAUGCAAUAGAAGUGCCUGAUAUGCAAGAGUUAACGACGAAGGCAGUCGCCGGGGCGAAGUCUCUGGGCAACUUCCUGUACUCGGCCGUCAACAAGGCCGGCGCCAAAGUCAGCGAGGCUGGUGCCAAGAUCAAGAAGACGGUGGAAGAAAACAGCAUCCUGGGCGAGUUCAACCGCGAGCAGGACGCGUUCAUCAAGGGCCAGGAAGGUCGCGGCAGUGGCGCCGCCGUGCCCCCCUGGGUCGGGGCUCCCAAUGAAGCCGCACUCAAGGAGGAGUGCCUUUCUCUCUCCACUGACCGACGUAACUUCGUUCGCGCGCCUCCCGCCGGCGUCGAUUUCGAUUUCGAUUAUGACAAGAUGUACCCGGUUGCCGUCGCUCUCAUGGCUGAGGACCCCAACCUCGAGAAGAUGCGCUUCGAUCUCGUACCCAAAGUCAUCACGGAGGAGAACUUCUGGCGGAACUAUUUCUACCGCCUGUCGCUGAUCUGCCAGGCUAACGAGGCGGACGCCGCCGCCGGCCGCCAGCAAAGCGCCGACGACUCGCAAGAUGUUAAAUCGGCAAGCGACAGACUGAUAUCCAAAGAGAAAUCGUCCCAAGAAUCGAUAGACGAUGUCAAGAAACGAAUAAAGUCUUUGAAAGUAGAUCGUGAAAACGACGAUGCUUAAGCGAGCCACGGACUUCCAAAGGGACAUCCCGAAACACCCGAUCGUAUUCGUAUUGACGAUUUAUUAUCAUAUCUAAAAGGUUCGCGGAUAUUAAAAUGUACUACAGGGCCGGUUUUACCAUUACGACGCCCUGGGCGAGAUUUCUACUACGCGCCUUUGGCGCCCUGGGCCAUUGCCCCAUCUCGCCCUUACGCCGGUGUUGACUCGAAUAGUUUGUGUUUGAAAUCGGAUUUGAUAUAAAAUCGCCAAACGAUGCUUUUCUGUAAGAAUGUGUUUGAAGCUCAUUAUAACUUGUUUCUUGAUAGAAUAAUGGAAUGUUCUGGAAAUUUAUCUUGGAUUUCCUAAUAAUCUUUAUUUCAUUCUUUGUCUAUGAUUUUAUUUUACUACUUACUUAAUCAUUUCAUUGUUCUAUCAACCAUAUUAAACUGUUGUCUACACGUUCCCUAUAUGUGUUGUUUCUAACGUUAUGUAUAGAAUAAAACUGUUUCUACUAUAUGUUUCUCGUUUCGAGAUAUAUUGUAUAUCUGUGUGUACUCAUAUCUUCAUCCUUGUUAUAUCGUAUGUUUGAGGAAUGACUACAUACCACGUCUAACGUCACUGCUACGUCUUAUAUGACUAAAGAUCUCUGACACUAUUUGACGGAAAUGUAUAAAACGUACUCAAAUUUUAUUUUCAGUUAAGAUGGAGAGUUUAUAA
This is a messenger RNA of Papilio polytes (common Mormon), 2078 nucleotides long. RefSeq names its product synapse-associated protein of 47 kDa (gene Sap47). The record is from RefSeq and is a predicted model, not a curated record. Gene Ontology annotation, cellular component: synapse; cytoplasm. The coding region runs from base 267 to 1382 and encodes 371 amino acids. Lineage: Eukaryota; Metazoa; Arthropoda; Insecta; Lepidoptera; Papilionidae. The transcript has 10 exons.